Messenger RNA from Drosophila gunungcola (fruit fly), 5826 nucleotides. RefSeq names its product titin. Bases 11 to 5596 code for a protein of 1861 amino acids. NCBI's taxonomy places the organism in Eukaryota, Metazoa, Arthropoda, Insecta, Diptera, Drosophilidae. The record is from RefSeq and is a predicted model, not a curated record. The transcript is spliced from 42 exons.
UCAAAAAAGGAUGUCGGUAGGAUGGAUCGUAGCUGUAAGCCUCAUGUGGCAACAUGUGGAUGCUCGUUAUAUGCCGAAAUUUCUUUGCGUGCCCCCAUACGUUGCCGUAAAUGGUAGUUGCCUUAUUAUUAAUAUAAGUGAACUCCCAACUGAGAUUGCUUCUAAGGGGUCGAACAAAGCCAAGUCCAAUCCCAAUAUAUCAGUUCCUGAGAUAGGCUUAGGAAAAGAUAGUAUUCUGGAAAACUCUUUAUUAGGAAAUCCGUCUAUACCAAAAAAAGUUGGAAGCGAAACUCCUGGAAAUGAACCAAGUAAAACCAACAUUUUAACACUGCCUGCUAGUUUCGUUCCCACCAUUACUAAACCGAAAGUACCCAACCAAAAUCCAAGUAAUCCAGAAACCAGAAUCCAGAAACCAAACGAUUCUCGACAUACAACCAUGAGACCCAAAAUUCAAGGAGCAGGCAAAGUUGGGAGCGAAACUCUUGGAAAUGGGGCAGCGACUGGUGGAGAAGUUAAACCCAUAAUAACCAAACCUGAAUCAUCUAACCAAAUUCCAGUUAAUCCAGAAACUUUAAAACCGCCUGUUGCUGGAAAUGCAACGAAACACAUUACAAUUCCUGAAGCAGGAUCAGGCAACAGGAGUGUUUUUUUUCCAAGUACAGACAAGACUGCUGGAGCAGUUAAACCCAUAAUUACCAAACCUGAAUCAUCUAACCGAAUUUUAAAUAAUCCAGAAACAUUAAUACCACCUGUUUCUCGAGUAGAUUGGAGUUCUGUUGGUGUAGUAAAUUCCAACAUUAGCACUUCUGAAGCACCCAACCAAAUUAAAAUUAAUCCAGAAACUUCAAUACCAACGGUUUCUGGAAGUGAAAUCAAAAGCCCAACAGUUCCAGGAGCAGGAUCAGUCGGGAGCGAAGCACAUGGAAAUUCACCAAGUUCAAACCACAUUUUAACACCGCCUGUUUCUGGAAAUGCAACCAAACACAUUACAAUUCCUGAAGCAGGAUCAGGCAAAACUCUUGUAGAUUUACCAAUUACAAACCAGGCGGUUUCUGGAAAUGCAACCAAAAGCCCAGCAAUUCCAGGAGCAGGAUCUGUUGGAACCAAAACUCCUGGAAAUGCAUCAAGUUCAAACAACAUUUUAACACAGCAGAACUUACUUUUAACAAGAAUCGCUCCGGUAUGUAUUAUUGACAAAGUUGAUGAGCAAUCCUGUGUCUCAGGUAAACAGUCAGAAAGAAAAUGGUAUAAUGGUAUUAAUGGUAUUUCACCAUCCGGAGACUCGACUGGUCAGCCAAAUCCAACCCGAAUUCCUUUACUAAAGGAUUUCAUUUUAACAACAGUUCCAACAAAAAAAAAUGCAACCAAACACACUACAAUUCCUGAUACAGAAUCAGUCAAAACUCCUGAAAAUUCACUAAGUACAAACAAUCCUGCUAGUGGAGUAAAUCCCAACAUUACUAAUUCCGAGGUACCCAACCAUAUCAAUAAUAAUCCAGAAACUUCAAUACCAUCGGUUUCAGGAAAUGCACCCAAGAGCUCAGCAAUUCCAGGAGCAGGAUCUGUUGGGAGCGAAAUUCCUGGGAAUGCACCAAGUUCAAACAACAUUUUAACACAGACUGCUGGUUCAGUAUAUCCCACCAUUACCAAAUCUGAAGCAUCCAACCAAAUUUCAAGCAAUCCAGAAACUUUGAUAUCAAACGUUUCUGGAAAUAAAGCAAUAAGACCCGAAAUUCCUGGAGCUGUAAAGGUUGGAAGUGCAGCAAACGCAACCAAUAUUUUAACACCGCCUGCUGGUGCAGUUAUGCCCAUCAUUACCAAACCGGAAGCACUUAACCAAAUUCCAAAUAAUCCAGAAACAUUAAUACCACCUGUUACUGGAAAUGCAACCAAACACCUUACUAUUCUUGAAGCUGGAACAGCUAAAAACAAAACUCCUGAAAAAUCGCCAAAUACAAACAACAUUUUAAUACUGCCUGCUGGCGGAGUUACUAAACCGGAAGCAACCACUCAAAUUAAUCCAAAAAUCUCAAUACCACCUGUUCCUGGAAAUGCAACCAAAAACAUUAUAGUUUCAGGAGCAGUAUCAGUCGGAAGCGAAAUUCCUAGAAAUACACCCAGUACAAAAAACAUUUUACCGUCGGAUUCACUUUUAACAACAAUCGCUCCGGUAGGUGUUUUAUUCAAAGUUGAUGAGCAAUCCUGUGUCUCAGGUAAAUUGUCAGAAACAAAAUGUCAGAAAAAAUCACCAUCCGAAGUCUGGAUUGAUCAGCCAAAUCCAACGCCAGUUCCUUUACUUAAGGAUUUAAUUUUAACAACAGGUCCACCGAACCCAGCCAAAAAUAAUCCCAAAAUCUCUAUUGUAAAAGACUCUCAAAAGCCAAUAUCCGUUGAUUCUAGUGACCUUAAAGAUUUUGAUAUCAACAGCCUUUAUCCAAAAGAAAUUGAUAUCAAGAAACCAACAGUUCCAUCGAAACCUGCCAAAUAUAUUCCCAAAAUCUCUAUUCCAAAAGGCUCUCAAAAGCCUAUCUCAGUUGAUCCUGAUAACCUUAAAGAUUUUGAUAUCAACAGCCUUUAUCCAAAAGAUGUUGAUAUCAACAGUCUUUAUCCAAAAGAUUUUGAUAUCAAGAAACCAACAGUUCCAUCGAAACCUUCCAAAAAUAUUCCCAAAAUCUCUAUUCCAAAAGGCUCUCAAAAGCCUAUCUCAGUUGAUUCUGAUAACCUUAAAGAUUUUGAUCUCAACAGCCUUUAUCCAAAAGAAAUUGAUAGCAACAGUCUUUAUCCAAAAGAUGUUGAUAUCAAGAAACCAACAGUUCCAUCGAAACCUUCCAAAAAUAUUCCCAAAAUCUCUAUUCCAAAAGGCUCUCAAAAGCCUAUCUCAGUUGAUCCUGAUAACCUUAAAGAUUUUGAUAUCAACAGCCUUUAUCCAAAAGAAAUUGAUAUCAACAGUCUUUAUCCAAAAGAUGUUGAUAUCAAGAAACCAACAGUUUUAUCGAAACCUUCCAAAAAUAUUCCCAAAAUCUCUAUUCCCAAAGGCUCUAAAAAGCCUACCACCGAUGAUCCUAAUAGUCUUAAAGAUUUUGAUAUCAACAGCCUUUAUCCAAAAGAAAUUGAUAUCAACAGUCUUUAUCCAAAAGAUGUUGAUAUCAAGAAACCAACAGUUUUAUCGAAACCUUCCAAAAAUAUUCCCAAAAUCUCUAUUCCAAAAGGCUCUCAAAAGCCUAUCUCAGUUGAUCCUGAUAACCUUAAAGAUUUUGAUAUCAACAGCCUUUAUCCAAAAGAAAUUGAUAUCAACAGUCUUUAUCCAAAAGAGGUUGAUAUCAAGAAACCAACAGUUCCAUCGAAACCUUCCAAAAAUAUUCCCAAAAUCUCUAUUCCAAAAGGCUCUCAAAAGCCUAUCUCAGUUGAUUCUGAUAACCUUAAAGAUUUUGAUCUCAACAGCCUUUAUCCAAAAGAAAUUGAUAUCAACAGUCUUUAUCCAACUGAUAUUAUUAUCAAGAAACCAACAGUUCCAUCGAAACCUUCCAAAAAUAUUCCCAAAAUCUCUAUUCCAAAAGGCUCUCAAAAGCCUAUCUCAGUUGAUCCUGAUAACCUUAAAGAUUUUGAUAUCAACAGCCUAUAUCCAAAAGAAAUUGAUAUCAACAGUCUUUAUCCAAAAGAUGUUGAUAUUAAGAAACCAACAGUUCCAUCGAAACCUUCCAAAAAUAUUCCCAAAAUCUCUAUUCCAAAAGGCUCUCAAAAGCCUAUCUCAGUUGAUCCUGAUAACCUUAAAGAUUUUGAUAUCAACAGCCUAUAUCCAAAAGAAAUUGAUAUCAACAGUCUUUAUCCAAAAGAUGUUGAUAUCAAGAAACCAACAGUUCCAUCGAAACCUUCCAAAAAUAUUCCCAAAAUCUCUAUUCCAAAAGGCUCUCAAAAGCCUAUCUCAGUUGAUCCUGAUAACCUUAAAGAUUUUGAUAUCAACAUCCUUUAUCCAAAAGAAAUUGAUAGCAACAGUCUUUAUCCAAAAGAUGUUGAUAUCAAGAAACCAACAGUUCCAUCGAAACCUUCCAAAAAUAUUCCCAAAAUCUCUAUUCCAAAAGGCUCUCAAAAGCCUAUCUCAGUUGAUCCUGAUAACCUUAAAGAUUUUGAUAUCAACAGCCUAUAUCCAAAAGAAAUUGAUAUCAACAGUCUUUAUCCAAAAGAUGUUGAUAUUAAGAAUCCAACAGUUCCAUCGAAACCUUCCAAAAAUAUUCCCAAAAUCUCUAUUCCAAAAGGCUCUCAAAAGCCUAUCUCAGUUAAUUCUGAUAACCUUAAAGAUUUUGAUCUCAACAGCCUUUAUCCAAAAGAAAUUGAUAUUAACAGUCUUUAUCAAAAAGAUGUUGAUAUCAAGAAACCAACAGUUCCAUCGAAACAUUCCAAAAAUAUUCCCAAAAUCUCUAUUCCAAAAGGCUCUCAAAAGCCUAUCUCAGUUGAUCCUGAUAACCUUAAAGAUUUUGAUAUCAACAGCCUAUAUCCAAAAGAAAUUGAUAUCAACAGUCUCUAUCCAAAAGAUGUUGAUAUUAAGAAACCAACAGUUCCAUCGAAACCUUCCAAAAAUAUUCCCAAAAUCUCUAUUCCAAAAGGCUCUCAAAAGCCUAUCUCAGUUAAUUCUGAUAGCCUUAAAGAUUUUGAUCUCAACAGCAUUUAUCCAAAAGAAAUUGGUAUCAACAGUCUUUAUCCAAAAGAUAUUAAUAUCAAGAAACCAACAGUUCCAUCGAAACCUUCCAAUAAUAUUCCCAAAAUCUCUAUUCCAAAAGGCUCUCAAAAGCCUAUCUCAGUUGAUUCUGAUAACCUUAAAGAUUUUGAUCUCAACAGCCUUUAUCCAAAAGAAAUUGAUAUCAACAGUCUUUAUCCAAAUGAUAUUAAUAUCAAGAAACCAACAGUUCCAUCGAAAUCUUCCAAAAAUAUUCCCAAAAUCUCUAUUCCAAAAGUCUCUAAAAAGCCUACUACCGAUGAUCCUAAUAAUCUUAAAGAUUUUGAUAUCAACAUCCUUUAUCCAAAAGAAAUUGAUAUCAACAGUCUUUAUCCAAAAGAUGUUGAUAUCAAGAAACCAACAGUUCCAUCGAAACCUUCCAAAAAUAUUUCCAAAAUCUCUAUUCCAAAAGGCUCUCAAAAGUCUAUCUCAGUUGAUCCUGAUACCCUUAUAGAUUUUGAUAUCAACAGUCUUAAUCCAAAAGAUGUUGAUAUCAAGAAACCAACAGUUCCAUCGAAACCUGCCAAAAAUAUUUCCAAAAUCUCUAUUCCAAAAGGCUCUCAAAAGCCUACCUCCAAUGAUCCUGAUAACCUUAAAGAUUUUGAUAUCAACAGCCUUUAUCCAAAAGAAAUUGAUACCAACAGUCUUUAUCCAAAAGAUAUUGAUAUCAAGAAAACAACAGUUCCAUCGAAACCUUCCAAAAAUAUUCCCAAAAUCUCUAUUCCAAAAGGCUCUCAAAAGCCUAUCUCAAUUGAUCCUGAUGACUAUCAUCUUAAAGAUUUUGAUAUCAACAGCCUUUAUCCAAAAGAAAUUGAUAUCAACAGCCUUUAUCCAAAAGAAAUUGAUAUCAACAAACUUUAUCCCAAAGAAUUUUAUCUAUAUUAAAUUCUGACUUUCUGCAAUGUCCAUUCUUUUACAACAUUCUUGUUCUGAACUUCCGGACUUAAAAACUUUUUUAAAUAAAAAUAUUUUUUAACUGUUUCACUUGGACAUUUGCCACAUCCAGCGGUAAAAACCAUCGCGUGCUUUGCUGUGAUGUGGUUGGGUCAUGCAAAUUCAUAUUUUAAUUUUAUGCAAAUUAUACGCUGAUUAUGCUGUCAGCAUCACUAGAGGUU